This is a messenger RNA of Bursaphelenchus okinawaensis, 1374 nucleotides long. NCBI's taxonomy places the organism in Eukaryota, Metazoa, Nematoda, Chromadorea, Rhabditida, Aphelenchoididae. The record is from the annotation of a GenBank genome assembly.
AUGGUUAACGUGGUGGACAACAAGGCGUUGGACAAAAUGGCCGAAGGAGUGGGCAAAAUGGACGCCACCUUCAAGGACACGAACUCAAUGAUAGCCCAGAUAAUGAGAAUGGCGAGUUCUCCAUUCAUGGACGUUAAUUCCUCCACUUCCACAAUCCAGAAUCUAAUAGAAGAUCUUUGCCCGUUGCCCCGACUGCACUUCAUUUCGACUGGUGAGUUUUUUUUUUUUUUUUUUGGUUUGGGGGGGGGGAUGUGGGAACGUAUGGUUGGGUAUGGUGGAAGUUGGGACAAGGUAAAGCAACGGGUACUCUAAAGUGGAGUAAGGAAGGGAAGGUAAUGUAAGGGAGGACACGGUAGGGUGUGGUAGAUUAGGGUACGACAUGGUGUGAUUGGACAGAGUAAAGUAAGGGGUAGAACACUGUAGGGUAGGAUAGGGUAAGGCAAGAUACAGUAAUUUAUAAUAGGGUUAGGAUAGGGUAAGACAAAAUAAGGUAAGGUGGGAUACGGUAGAGAAUUUUUUAAAUUUGAAAAAUAUUAUGUUUCAACUUUUCAGCCUGUUUCCCCUGUAACCUACCUGGUAGGCCGAUCAUAGCCCCGAAGACAACAGCUACGGAUACGUUGAGGCGAGUUCUACAGCCGAAAUCACUGAUGAUAUCAACAACAGACGAACUCAUUGGAAAAAUUGUAGCUGGAAUUGUUGUAUUUGAAGGCUCGAGAGAUGAUAUCGAUGUUAUCAGGAUUGGCAAAGAUGCGGCGCUAAAGUACCAAAAUCUGUGUGUUUUUUUAAAAUUUGUUUUUAAAAAUUUUUGACCGUGCCUAAAAAAUCAAUACUUACCUAUAAAAACUGAAUCAUUUUCGUUGAUGACAUGCACAUACGAACCGACUUUCCACCGACAAACUGUUUGUCUUUUAUCUGUUUCACUAUUAAUGAUAACUAGUCUGUUGGCUUUAGUGCAUACUGCAAUAUAUUUCGAAGUGUCGUACAUGUUGAGAUAGUCUACAAGCCCAUUGUGAUACGAUGAAUCAGUUUUAAAUUCUUUGUUACUGUACAAGUCAAAAAUGGUGUUUUUAGACGAAAAUUGAAAAAUGCUCAUUGUUGUUAGCCCUGGUGAAUCAUAACACUUUUUUCAAUUCCAUGCGUUGUAGAUCGUAUACUACCAAAUGAGAUGGAGUAUAUACUAACAAGUCUUUUCCACGAUUAAUAAUCUUAGCAUAGUCUACCUUCUCUCCGUAACUGGUAAAGUCGAGCAAUGUGAACUUUUUAAGACCAAAGUCAAUGUUUGUUAGUAUUACAUAUGCUGUGUUUAGCUUUAUGGCUAUUUUUCCCGUAAAGGAACAACAAAUUGUGUGUCUCCGCCAAAAGGUAGAUAGAUGA